This is a messenger RNA of Clarias gariepinus (North African catfish), 4354 nucleotides long. RefSeq names its product ephrin-A5b (gene efna5b). Gene Ontology annotation, cellular component: plasma membrane; external side of plasma membrane. The record is from RefSeq and is a predicted model, not a curated record. The transcript has 4 exons. NCBI's taxonomy places the organism in Eukaryota, Metazoa, Chordata, Actinopteri, Siluriformes, Clariidae. Bases 783 to 1394 code for a protein of 203 amino acids. Gene Ontology annotation, biological process: regulation of actin cytoskeleton organization; axon guidance; regulation of cell-cell adhesion. Gene Ontology annotation, molecular function: ephrin receptor binding.
UGCGCGUGAGUGUGAGUGUGUGGUUGUUUUUUUUUUUUUUUUGAGUGCGUGUUUGGGAAAACAGGAGAGACAGAAGCGAGGUCGACUUUGAGCAGUGAACUGCGGUUUAAAAGUUAGCCCACAGCGCUCACACCGCGCGACGCCGCGUUUCUUUCUCCUCUCGGUAAACGCGCGCGCAGCCUUGCGAGCUUUUCUUUUCUCCCGCGUAGCGAGCACGAGGUGAGGCUGCACUGAGACACAUCUGUCUGGCGGCAGGAACAGGAAAGCUUCGCUUUGAUUUGACCGGACUGAAACAUGCUCUGAGGGUUGCUGUGCUGUUACACAAGGCCGUUUUGUGUGCUCCUGAGAGCUGUCACUGCCGCUGGCUGGGAGUGUGUGUGUGUAUGUGUGUGUGUGCGGUGCUGCUGGGAGAGAUGGUCGCUCUGAUCAACUCAGGACGCAGCGCUUAAAGUCGAAGCCAGACAUCCCAUGGACUGUGGCCGAUUUUUAUAAAUAAGCAACCCGGCUUUUAUACGUCUAAUUUCUUCUAUUUGGUGGACAGUGCCUGUGUUUUUUUUUUUUUUUUUUUAUAAUCAAGCUUCUGGACAUUUUUUCACAUUUUUCUACUCUAUGUUUGUCUUUGUUUCUCCGAAUCCGCCUGUGCGCUGAAGAGGACAUCAAGGCCACCGAUGUAAACACAAGUGAAACGUGACUGAGAAAGAAAGCAAAGCUGAUAGCACAGCAGCACAUCUGCUUUUCUGGCUUUUAGAGGAAGGAAUAAAACGCAGAUCUCGGCUGUAGUGAUGCUGCAAGUGGAGAUGGUGAUGUUCGUGUGUGUGCUGCUGUGGAUGUGUGUGCUGAGCCAAGAGCCGAGCUCCAAGGUGAUGGCCGACCGUUACGCUGUCUACUGGAACCGCACCAACCCCAGGUUUCAUCGUGGAGACUACCACAUUGAUGUCUGCAUAAACGACUACCUGGAUGUCUACUGCCCACACUACGAGGACUCAGUGCCUGAAGAGAGGACAGAGCGCUAUGUGCUCUACAUGGUAAACUACGAUGGCUACAGCACCUGUGAUGACACAGCCAAGGGCUUCAAGCGUUGGGAGUGCAAUAGGCCACACUCACCCAAUGGGCCGCUCAAGUUCUCUGAGAAGUUCCAGCUCUUCACACCCUUCUCCCUGGGGUUCGAGUUCCGACCAGGCCGGGAGUAUUAUUAUAUAUCAUCCAUGGUUACAGAGAGUGGAAAAAAAGGUUGUCUAAAGCUGAAAGUUUUUGUCAGACCAGCAAAUGACACCAGUCACGAAUCAGCCGAACCGUCUCGGAGUGAUACAUCUAAUUCAGGGCAUCGGCCCCUGCUCGCAAUCCCACUGAUGGCUUUCCUGCUAUUCUGCAUUUCUGCACUUCUCACCUUAUAGCCCUGUAUGUCCUACCUGCAGACAAGUCCCAGCAGCCCCUACUGCUCCUUGCCCCAGCAGCCACAAGGCUUGUAUUGGCAAGAGCUCCAGGCCACAGGAUUCUUCUGAGACUCUCCAGGAGCACUACAUUUGGCCCUUUAUUCAAAUAUUUAAGUGGUCCUUUAUCAAGAAGAAAAGAUUGAUUAGUAGUGUGAGGGAGAAAAGCUAAUCUGGCCUUUAGUAAAAUCAGCGGAGACCUCAAUCAAGUUGUAACAUCACACAGGAUCCAUCCCAAGUAGCCAAGUUUGAAAAACUGUGGUUAUAAGUGUUUUCCUAAUUAAAAUAAACAUGUAUAAAUGUCUACAUAAAGGGUGUUCCCUGGUACAGAUUUAUGAGACAUUGAAGGUCUAUUUGUUUGCUCCUGUCGACUUUUUUUUUCGUACCCCAUAAAAUGUGCAAGGAUCAACAGAUUGUCAAAAUCUAAAUUUGACUAAAACUGUGUAUGACCAGAUGUCUGGAAGUCUGGCGAUUGUGCUCAAAGAGGAAAUGGCUAUGUAUGUUUAUUAUUUGACAUGAUGUUGGAUUAAAAAGGAGGGAGAGGUAAAACAUCAAUUCUCUGCGAACAAGGGACUUAUCUUAGUAGACCACAGCAGUACAACCGUGCUUUUGUAUUUUGUAGGAUAAACCUACUUCAGCAUAAAUAACUCUAUUUUUCCUGUUGGCUUUUAUCUAUUGAUAUUGAAUAGCAACAUUAACAAAUCAUUACUCCUGGUCAUGAUGACUGUGAGUGUGCAGCUCUGUAUAUACAGCACCUCAAGAGCCUGCACAUGGUUGACAUUAUUUCUCCCUAAUUUUCUGGAUGGAAAUAUUAGCAUCUCUUAGAGUCAGCUUUGCAAAUAAGAUCCAGAGCUAGGUCAAAUGUAUUUAAAACUGAAGAAGCAUUUUAUUUUCAGCUGCACUGAAAUGCCCAUUAACCCGUGGAAAGUGCCCACAUAUUCUUCUAUAGCAUUAACAUUAACUUUGACACCAAAUUUCUUUGAGCCUUCUCCUUGCCUUUGCAUGGCAGCCUUAGAUAUGAAAUGUGCUUUCGCCAGGCCUGUACCAGGGAGGCUGACGCUUGAGUGAGACCAGAGAGUGUCAAGUUACACCACUAACUAUUUCCAGUUUUAAGAAACCCUUUAAUGAGGGUUCGAGCUGGCUGGCAUGCAGAGCCUAUGCUGUCUGUAUUUGUGGUAUUGAAACUAGAAGGUUAAUUGCAUGGACAGUGCUAAGGUGACUCAGAUGUCACUGGGACUUUUUAGCCUUGGGGUGAGAACAUAAACUAAAACUAAGAAGGUGUCGUGGUGAAGGCAUGGGGAAUUAGGUAGUUGGCACAAUAAACAAUGGUUGGAACUUUUGAAAUGGUCUGUGUGGUGUGAUUGUUUCUGCUUUUUAAUGCUCAAUAGGCCUGUUUUUUCCCUUUACAUUUCCUUUCUGGGGUGCUGGAGAGGAGGUGCAUUCCUGUUAAAAUUGUAACUGUUUGUGCGGAAAGACCACUCGGGGUGUUAAACCAAUAUAGAUGAGAAAAAAAAUGCCACCACAUGUGCUUAAUUUCAUUAUCCAAAUCUAAAACUAUGGAAGCCUUUGAAACUCUAAUUGAAUAGUAUUUGUAUACCUUUUAUUUAUACUCUUGAUUAUAAUGCAUAUCAUACUUUAUACACACUUUAAACCAGGAAUUAAGGCGCAAUUACAUGGAUACUGUGUAUCCUAAAGUAGUCAAGAUGUCAUUAAACAACAGCAGAAAGCAUCUCCCGUCACAAUUAUUAUUAUUAUUAUUAUUAUUACUAUUAUUAUUAUUAUUAUUAUUGAUAUGUGAGAGUUGUUGUAUAUAGUGUUUGAUAUGGAGGUAUUCAUUUGAUUAAAUUUUUUCUAAAAAAAAAAAAGUAAUAAAUUGAAAAAAGAUUUCUGAAGAGCAUACAUAACAAACUCAGAUCAGCGGAGGAAAACCAACCGGCAUCUGGAGCCUUUCAUCUUUCACAUGCCUGUAUUUCAGAUCUCCUCCCAACGUCACCAUCAAUUGGAAGAUUUAGUCAGAGAGCAGUGGCAGAUUGUGUGUAACUGGAUUCAGUGUUUUAGGGUUUCAUCGUCUAAGAGCAUUUCUUUUUCAGCAUUUUUUUUCCGUGACGAACGUGUCAGUUUCAUUAUGUGGCAUGCGCAUGUACUUGACAAUGAAAAACACAUUUAAAAAAAGUGUUGUUUUUGCUUGUUUUCCCCUCGUUUUGUUUUUUUGUAUGUCAGUGACAUAAAACAAAUGUUUCACUUAAAGUUUUGUCCAUUGAAAUAGGAGCAUUGCACAGAUGAGUAGAUUUGGCCACACUACCCAGCAGGACAAAGGAGGACUAUAUAUACCACUGGUAUGGACUGGCAUGAAGCAUACAGGGAUACAGCAGAGUUAUGUUUGCUUUUUUUGCUUUCUUCUUAUAGGGAGAAUCUGUCCUUCAUUAAAUAAUUUAUUUAAACAAUGGAUUCAUAUUAUUACACAAUAACGCAACACCUGCGAUGCUUGCCCUUUUUUCUCUUUUUGUGAGCUGCAGCCACUUUUGGUUGUCAAUGAGGUGGCCUUUCCUGCCGUAGUCCUUAAAUCCUUUAAAUGCCAAGACCAAUGUUUGUACCAUCCAAUCAUUGGCAACUUUGUUCUGAUUUUUAGGUAUUAUUUUAGUUUUUUGUUUAUCCAACCCUUAAAGAAUUUUCUCAUAUUCCGGGGAUAACUCAUUUGUACAUAUACUGUAUAUCAAACGGCCCAUGUGCUCCUGUUUUAGUUUUUGUUAAUUUUCUUUUCUGUGAUUCUCAUUUUUCUUUCACAUCUCUUGGUGCUGUGUUUGAUCAGCUUUCACCACUGUACAAACAGGAACAGAAUUUUGAAACAAAUAAUAAUAAAAAAAGGUCUGUAUUUGUAUAUACAUGUGUCUGAGCAACUAUGAAUAAUAAUUAAAGAAAAAACA